This is a messenger RNA of Coniophora puteana RWD-64-598 SS2, 612 nucleotides long. RefSeq lists its product as uncharacterized. The transcript has a single exon. The record is from RefSeq and is a predicted model, not a curated record. The annotation marks the transcript as partial. Lineage: Eukaryota; Fungi; Basidiomycota; Agaricomycetes; Boletales; Coniophoraceae.
CUACGCUGGGUCCCUCGAACCUCGACUUGUGCUGCACAGAAAACGCCUGAUGACGCCGAACAACAAAUUUACGAACUCUUCCUUCGACUCGCCCUCACCCUUCGCGACUCCGGCAUCCGCCACUCUGACCUCGUCGUCAACUUUGAUCAGACGCAGGUGGUUAUGUCAGACCACAACACGAGGACAUUUGACGUGCAAGGCUCACGACAAGUCGACGUUGUUGGCAAGGACGAAAAGCGUGCUUUCACAGCUGUCGUCGGUAUCUCAGCAUCAGGUACUCCCCUUCCGACUCAGUUCAUCUACAAGGGGGCGACCGAGCGCUCUGUUCCCUCCUCCAGGUCGCCACUCAGGGACGAGGCCUCUUGUCUUGGGUUCGUCUACUCCUGGAACCCAAGGAACUACUGGUCGGAUCUCGCGUCGAUGGAGCAAUACUUCGAAUGCAUCAUUGCCCCCUACUUCGAAGAGCAGAAGCGUCGUCUCAAUUACGAGGAUGACCAGGAGUGCGCAGUCCUUCUGGACUGCUGGUCUGUGCAUCGAGGCCGGCCGUUUUGUGACUUAGUGCACACCCGCUGGCCAUGGAUCCGUCUUCAUUACAUCCCAGGCGGAACCACC